Molecule: messenger RNA, 477 nt
Organism: Budorcas taxicolor (takin)
Lineage: Eukaryota; Metazoa; Chordata; Mammalia; Artiodactyla; Bovidae
Gene: GAPT
Product: GRB2 binding adaptor protein, transmembrane
Exons: 1
Coding region: 1-477 (158 amino acids)
Cellular component (GO): membrane
Source: RefSeq, a predicted model, not a curated record
AUGCUGAGAAUCUGUGGAAAUACUUCAGUGGCCGUGUCUAUAGGAAUUUCCCUUCUUUUACUGUUGGUGAUAUGUGGAAUCGGGUGUGUUUGGCAGUGGAAACACCAGAAUACCAUGCAAUUUACCUUACCAAAGUUUUUGCAGAGGAGGAGAAGCAGGAGAAAAGACUGUACUAAAACAUUCUUCUUGAGUCCCCAGUUUAUCAGCCCAAGGCAUAAAAUCUCAGUUCCAACUCAAGACCGCCAUUCUGCUGGGAAGGACGCUAACAUCCAUGACAACUAUGAAAAUGUGAAAGUGCGUCCUCCCGAAGCUGAAAGAGAAACGGACAAGAAACUGUAUGAAAAUACUUGGCAGACCAAUCCCGAGGAGCAUAUCUACGGAAACGAGACACCGUGUGACUAUUAUAACUUCAAGAAGCCUAGUACUUCUGAAGCCCCUCAAGAGGAAGACAUAUAUGUUCUUCCAGAUUCAUAUUAA